Bolinopsis microptera is the source of this 7323-nucleotide messenger RNA. Its product is annotated as spectrin alpha chain-like. The transcript has 50 exons. Gene Ontology annotation, cellular component: cortical actin cytoskeleton; cell projection; plasma membrane. Gene Ontology annotation, biological process: actin cytoskeleton organization. Bases 9 to 7250 code for a protein of 2413 amino acids. Lineage: Eukaryota; Metazoa; Ctenophora; Tentaculata; Lobata; Bolinopsidae. The record is from RefSeq and is a predicted model, not a curated record. Gene Ontology annotation, molecular function: calcium ion binding; actin filament binding.
GUUAUAGGAUGGCUGAAGACAGUGAAGGUCUUCAACCUGACGCGUUAAAUGCCAUCAGAGAUGAUGUGCUAGGCAAAUGGGGUGACUUGCAGGAUGCAGUAUCUGGCAAGAAGAAGGAUCUUCUGGGACAGCUGCAUUUCCACAAGCUUGUAAAGGAUAUCAACGAGAUAGUGAUAUGGAUAACUGAGAUGCUUCAGAUAGCAAACGAUGAGUGCUAUAAAGAUACCAGCAAUUUGAAGGGGAAGAAGAAACAGCAUAACACUCUUAUUGACCAAAUAGACAUGAAGAAGGAUAUCGUAAAGAAGCUUUUGAACGAAGAUACUGAAGAAGGGGGUACAGUAAACACGUGUUGUAACACUGGAGAUGAGUAUGUGAGCGACCAGAACAAGAACUUUGAGGUUAUCGAGGGAAAGGUAGACGAGCUCAAGAAACUGUGGGACGAGCUGAAUAGUGCCAUGGAGAAAAGGGGCCGUCUUAUUGAGGAAGCUCUGAAGUAUGUGACAUUCAUGAGGGACGUGAAGGAGAUCGGAAGAUGGGUGGAUGAGAACGAGAAGUAUUGUGAAGCUACCGAACUGGGGGAUGAUCUGGAGCAAAACGAGGCGCUGUGUGAAGAGUUUGAGACUUUCAUGGUGUCUCUCACCGAUACUGGGAGAAGAUUACAGUUUAUUAAUGAGUAUAGUGUGCAGCUGGUUGAAUCCAACCACUCUGAUAUACAGGAUAUAAAACUACAAACUGAUACUAUCAAUGAGAGGUUUGAGAGACUCCGUACGAUGUGUACAGAAAGAGAAAUCAGCCUACAAGUAGCUCAAAAGAUGCACAAAUACAACUUUAAUGUCAACGAGUCUAUCAGAUGGAUCCAAGCAAAAGAAGUGCUGCUAACAAGCGAGGAGUACGGAGAAGACAUGACGACAGUAAACACCCUGCUCAACACUCAUCUGGAUAUAGUCCGGGAACUGGAGACCUUGUCGGAGAAGGUGGACAAGUUGGAGCAAGACGCAGAGACUCUUAGUCAGACUCAUCCUGAGAGGGCGGAUGAGGUAAACUGCAAGUACGGCGAACUUAAAGAGUUAUGGGAGAAGAUAAAAGAAAGCAGUGGGCUCCGGACACAAAAGCUGGAAGAAAGUUUCAAAUACCAUAAAUUCCUAGUCCACUACCGGGAUCUGGGGAUGGAGAUGGACAGACUGAACACACUGUUCGAUCAGAAGAAGGAGCCGCGAGAUGUGGCCGAGUCUGUGGUUUUUCUUGAUGAACAUGACCAAUACAUGGUCCAGAUGCAGUGUUGGCACGAGAGUUUCUCUAAUCUACAAGAAAAUGGAGCUGAUAUUGCUGGAGUUCAUAUCGAAGAGAGUCAAGUUAAAGAAAAGGUUGAGGAGUUGGAAGGACUAUGGGUUGUGGUUAACAAGACCUGGACUAACCUUCACAGCCAACUAAUCGCUCAUAAGCAGUACCAGAGCUGGUCUAGGGACUACGAGGUGGUGACAGCAUGGCUGAGUUCCAAGGAGAACAUAGUGAGUGAAAGUUACAUCGGGCACUCUCUAGACGAGGUAGAGAGUCAGCUGAAGAAGUUGGAGGACUUUAAUCAGUCCCUAAAGGCCCAGGAAACUAAGAUAGGAGCCCUGGAGAGUAACGGUAAGGAGAUGAUAGAAGCAGAGCACUUUGCUAGUCAGGAGAUUGCAGAUAGGAUCAGUGACACUUCAGCACGUGUUCAGAGAAUGCAGGAGAAAAAGAAGGAGCGACAGAACACACUGAAGGACGCAGUACAAUUUAACCACUUCCUGCUGGAGUCUGAUGAGCUGAGUGGGUGGGUGGAGGAGAAGCAGAACAUCUGCCUGGAGCAGGACUACCUGGACUUUACUAACCUGCAGGGGAAGCUGCAGAAACACGAGGUAUUUGAAAACGAGCUGCACGCUAACCACGACAGAGUGGAGUACCUGGACGGUAUUGGGUCUAAGAUGAUAGAGAACCAACACUAUGCUUCUAAUGAUAUAAAGUCUAUCCAAGACAAGAUCUCCGACUCGUGGAGUUCAUUACUGGAAACUUGCCAGCAGAAGAAACAGAAGUUAGAGGAGGCUUAUAACGAAAUGUUGUACAACAGAGGGGUGACUGACUUGGAGAACUGGCUAGCUGAGAUAGAGGUGGAGUUGAGUAACGAGGAUUAUGGAACUGACCUGGCUACAGUAAAGAGUCUCAGCAAGUCGCACAGCAUACUGGAGAACGUUAUGGGUACUCAGCGUGUCAAGCUUAAUGCUUUAGGCUUCCAAGCAGCAAGUCACAUUGAAGAGUCUCACUUUGACGCUGACAAGAUAAAAGAAAGACAGACCGUACUGGAGGACAAGUUUCAGGCCCUGGAGGAACCGAUGAGGCUGAGGAAGGAGAAGUUGUCCGAUGCUCUGUUACUUCAGCAGUUCUUUAGGGAUAUUGAUGACGAGAUGACAUGGGUGAAGGAGAAGGAACCAGGAGUGAAGACAACUGCAACAGGGUCAGAUCUGUACAGUGCUCGGAACCUUGUACACACUCACAAACAGCUUAUGUCUGAGGUAAACAUUCACGGGGGUAAGAUACAAGACGUGAACGAGCGGGGGGAGAGGAUGAUAGAAAACAAGCACUUUGCUCUGCUGGACAUCCAGGACAAGAUAGAGCUGCUGAGAAAGAAGUGGCAGAACCUGCAUGCUCUUGCAGCUGCGAGAAAAGCAGAUCUGGAGGAUGCUAUACAGAUCCACCAGUUCUUUACUAAUGCUGCUGAUAUAGAGUCGUGGUGCAAAGAGAUGUCCCCAAUCUUCAACAAUGAGGACUACGGUAAAGACGAGGAUACGAGUAAGGGAAUGUUGAGGAGAACCCAGGCUCUCACUAUCGAACUUCAGGGGCGAGCCACAAAGGUAAAAGACUUGAUAGAUGAAGGUAACCGAUGUAAGCAGAGGAACAUCAUUCUUGGAAACGGAAAGAAGAAACCAAAAGUUCAGGCUCUGUACGAUUACGCUGAGAAAAGCAACCGUGAGAUAAGUGUUAAGAAAGGCACAGUGAUGAUACUGCUACAAUCUAAAGACAAGGAUUGGUGGAAGGUAGAUCACAACGGUAGGAUUGGAUUUGUUCCGGCUGUCUACCUGAAAACCCUCCCUCCGGAUGACGAGAUCCCUGCAUCAGUAGCGGUCCCUGAGAAGUUGGGGGAGAUUAAGAGGAAGUACGAUGAGGUGUGUACUGCGGCGGAGGACAGGAAGAAGAAACUGGUGGAAACAGUGGAGUAUCACGUGCUCAUGGGAGAGGUUGGAGAAGUAGAAGGGUGGGUUACAGAACAAGAGAGAGACGUUACCCAGACCAGCAUAGCAGAGGAGCUACCUUUCCUUCUACACCAGCUCAACAAACAUAAUGACUUUGAGCGGGAACUUACCGGGACUGAGCCUUUGUUAGCGGCGGUUAAUGAGAAAGCAGCUACUUUGAUAGAGAAUGGUCAUAGCAAAGAGGCGGAUAUACAAAGCAGUGUAGAUAACCUAGAUAGACGAUACGAUAACCUGGUCAGACUGGCCGCCAGAAAGAAGAACCAACUGGAAGACAAGAAGAAUUUGCUGACUUUCUUCAAGAAUAUCGACGAGUGUAUUGAUUGGAUAGAGGAGAAGAAGAAGCCUCUUCUAGCUGCCGAGACGAACGGAGACCUGGAGCUAGUGAAGACAAUGCAGCGGAACCACAUGGGUGUGGUGCGGGAAUUACAGGCUAUCCACGGGAAUGUGGACUCUCUGCACGAACUGGGAGACUCGCUAAUUACAGAUCAACCUGGAAAUGAGAAUGGAGUCCGGGAGAAGUUGAAGGAUCUUGAUGAGCAGUGGAGCGAGGUGGAGGAAGCGAACGAAGUGCACUCAGACUGGCUGAAGAAAUGUGUAGAGUUAGCUGAAUUUAAGAAGACGUUCGCUGAUCUGGAAGAUAGUCUGGAUGUGGUAAAGGGAGAAAUAGAGGCCUCGUGUGAUGAUCAGGGGGAAGAUGUUGGCAGUGUUGAGGCUCUAAUUGCUUCUCACAGGGAGUACUAUGAGGGUAUAGAGGAGGAAAAAGAAGACAUAGGGAGGUUCAAAGAACAAGGCAGACAUCUGGUCAAAGUGGAGAUCUGCGAACAAGAGGACGUGGACGAGGAUGUAGGUUUCCUAGAGGAGAAGUUAGAGCAUGUAGAGAUGAUAUGGAAGAAGAGAGAAGACGAUCUGCAGAACGCGCUCGAGAUAAAAGCGUGCGAUCUUGACGAGAAUUUCAUUGAGGUGCGGAUGGAGAAUAUGGCCGCCAACAUGGACGAGAUGACUGUUGCGGACUGUAAGAAGUUAGAUCAGCUGCUAGGGGUGGAGGAGGAGAGGAUCUCCAGAGUUCAGGCAGUGAAAGAGCGGAUAUCCUCUUCUCAAGCAGAUCUACUACAAACUGAUGGAAUGAGCAGCAAGUUCGCCGGUCUGAAGAAACUACAGGAGGAGAAGAAGAAGGAUCUACAAGAUAAGAUAUCAGUUGACAACUUCCUGAGUGAUUCAGAUGAGGUUAUACUGUGGAUAAACGAAAGGUUGGAACAGUGUAAUGUUAAACCAACCGAGCUGGGAAACUUACAGGAACCCUCUCAGGCUGAGAUUCAGGACCACCAGACGUUUGAGACAGAGAUAGGAGCAUCUCAGGAGAGAGUGCAGGCUGUGGUGGGGGAGGGGAACAGACUGUUGCAGGAGGAGAGGUGUGGAACUAGAGACGAACUGGUGAUGGUUAAAGUGAACGAGAUUGGUGACAAGUGGGACGAGCUUGCAAUGCAAACUGAGAGGAAGUUAUGUGUGCUGAAAGACGUGCGGACUCUACAUCAGUUCAACUGUAUCUGUCAAGACAUGGCUAUGUGGCUGAGCAUGAUUGAGACUCAACUCAACAUUGAGAUCAACCUUAAAGACAUGGCAAACUUGCAGAACUUGAUCAAGAAAAACCAGAUGUUAGGACAUGAUAUACAGUCACAUGAGCGACAUGCUCUUGAUAUAAACGUGAUGGCAGAGGAGAUGUUGUCUAAUGAACAUUAUGAUAGUGAACAUAUUGGUCACAAACAGAACCAAAUCAACUCACGUUACGAAGAUGUCAAAGUUUUACAAGAUCGGAGACAUGAACAUCUACAAUAUUGCCAACAGAUAAACACAGUUAUAAGAGAGAUAAAUGAGAGAGAGGUUUGGGUGGAUGACAGAUUGCGGUUCCUGCACUUGGCCACAGCACCUCGUGAUCUUGUCGCUACUGAUACUCUCAAGAAGAAACUAGCUAGAUUGGAGGCUGAGAUAAUAAUGUACGAAGAUUCCAUUCAACAAACUAGUAUAAUGUGCGAGAAGUGUAGGCACGGUAAUGAUGAUAUUACCUUGGUUAAAGAGAUGGCCACGCUUAUGGAUAGUCUUCUUGCAAAGUGGGAGGGGCUAAAGCGGGACUGUGAAGAGAAACACGACAAAGUUGACCAAACCAGAGCUUUCUUCUCCUGGCUCCUAGACGUUGGCGAGGAGAAGGCCUGGGUCAAUGAGAAGAUUAAAUCUCUGAACCUGGACGGUACCAGGGACAAUCUGCCUGCUGUUAACAGACUCCUCAAGAAGUAUGAUCUGUUAGAGCGAGAGUUAGAGACACACAACCAACACAUUGACACUGUCAUAAUGGCAGCUGGCAAUGCUAUCAAUGAGUCCAGAACUACACACUCUAUCGAGGUAGACGAACACAUGCAGGAACUGAAAGAUAGUGUCGGAGUGUUAUACAACAUUUGUGCUGCUCACAAGGCCUGCCUUACUGACGAGGCUGCCCAUCUUAACUUUAACUGGAAGGCUGAGGCGAUAGAAGUGUUUAUAACACAGAAAGAACGACAUGUUCUAACCGAGGAUGUAGGGUCUGACUUGACCUCGUGUGAAGUGCUCAUAUCACGACACAACAACUACACAACUUCUCUCAACUCCUUCAAAGACAAUAUAGACUCCCUCACCUCCCUCAAGGACCGGCUAAUUGCAUCACAACAUGCUCAAACUAAAGCACUGAAACAGCGUCAUGCUGACGUGUUGAAGCGGUGGAAUGCCCUCUUUGCAGAGAGUGAGGCUCGGAGAAAGCGACUGAACACUGCUCUGGCUCACUUCAAGGAGAUUGAAGGGAUAUUCCAGACGUUUGCUGAGAAAGCAAGCCAGUUCAAUGGUUGGUAUGAGAACGCAGAGGAGGAUCUAACAGACCUGAUUUACACAAGCAACAUGGACGAGUGUAAGAAGUUAAGAGUGGAACACACUGCCUUCGUUGAAGCACUAUCUCACGAGAAGCGGGAGGAGUUUAGAAACCUCACUGAGAUCGACCGUACUAUUAGAUCUCACCACGUGACAGUUAACCCGUACACUUGGUUCACCAUGGACUCGUUGGAGGACAGUUGGCAGUCUCUCCUUCGAGCUGUUAAAGAACGGGACCUCAUGAUCGAGAAGGAGACACUUCGUCAGGAGCAAAGGGAGGAGUUGAGGAAGGCAUACGCUGCUCAAGCAAACAAGUUCGCAGAGUGGCUGGAGACCACAAAACUGAAGUUAACGAACAACCGGUACAGACUAGAGGACCAGCGAGACCUGAUCGAGAGUAAACACGAGGAAAUCAAAAAGAAGAGAGCAGUUCUCCGUGAAAUCGAGGACUUGUCAGCGCAUCUGGAGAAAGGGAUGAUAUUCGACAACAAGUACACCACCCACAGAACGGUCACCCUAGCACAACAGUGGGACCAGCUGAAUGAGUUCACCCGGAGAAUGCACCACACGGUUACGGGUCAGAUAGAGGCGCAGAACAGGACUGGGGUGGACGAGGACGAGCUCAAGGAGUUCACUCUCAUGUUCAAACACUUCGACAAAGACAGAUCAGGCCGACUGGACCACAAUGAAUUUAAAGCUUGUCUUCGAGCUCUAGGAUUCGAUCUGCCGGUUCCGCAAGAGGAUCAGCCGGAUACAGUGUUUGAGGCUAUACUGGACUGUGUUGACUUCGACAGAGACGGUUUUGUGCGCCUGGAAGAAUACAUGCAGUUCAUGAUUUCGAGAACAACGGAGAAUGUGGCAAGUACGGACGAGUUAACAGAAGCGUUCAAGUCUCUGACGGAGGAAGGUAACAAGCCGUACAUCACUGCUUCCGAGCUCUACGCCGCAAUGCCUCCUGAUCAGGCUAAGUACUGUAUAGAUCGGAUGGAGAAGUAUCCAGAUGUUCCUGGAGCUCUGGAUUACACCAACUUUACUAAGAUCAUCUUCCAGUCUAACUUGAACAGUUCCAUUGCAUCUGUGGACUAGGCAAAUCAUGUUCAAGUUUAUGUAAACAUAUUUAAGAGUAUUUAUCAUUAAUUCAUGUUGAUUAUUUAUGUAG